AUGACAGAGUUUUUGGAUUUGGAAACCCAAGACGCCGUGCGAAUGCCAUGGAACGUACUCCCCGGUACAAAACAUGAGGCCGCACAAUGCAUCAUCCCCAUUUCUGCCAUCUACACACCGCUGAAACCAUUACCCAAAACCACCCCUCUCCUCCCUUACUCCCCUCUACGUUGCCGGAAUUGCCGAUCUAUCCUCAACCCAUUUUCAAUCGUCGAUUUCUCCACCAAAAUAUGGAUCUGCUCCUUCUGCCUCCACCGCAACCACUUCCCCCACCACUACCAAUCAAUAACCGAGGACAAUCUCCCAGCCGAACUCUUCCCUCAGUACACCACAAUCGAAUACGAACUCCAUAAUGAAAAACCCUCUCCCCCGAUUACCUCUCAGGUGUUUUUAUUUGUGGUGGAUACUUGUAUCAUCGAGGAGGAAAUUGGGUUCCUGAGAUCGGGGCUUGCACGGGCGAUUGGGCAGAUUCCGGGUAAUUCACUUGUGGGUUUGAUUACUUUCGGAAGUAAGGAGAUCAGUAAAGAUCAGGUCUUAGAGCAGAUGGGUUUCUUUCAGAAGAAAGCAAGACCAGCUACAGGCAGUGGUCCUGGAACUAGAGAUGGACAUUUGCAGGAUAAUGUUUCAAGGUUCUUAUUACCAGCUUCAGAGUGCGAGUUUGCUGUCAAUUCGGUAUUGGAUGAGCUUCAGAAAGAUUCAUGGCCAGUUCCUGGAGAUCAAAGGGCAGCAAGAUGCACUGGAACUGCAUUGACUGUGGCUGCUCAUCUACUGGGAGCAUGUGUUCCUGGUUGUGGUGCUAGAAUUAUGGCCUUUUUGGGUGGGCCAUCAUCCGAAGGGCCUGGAUGUAUAGUUUCAAAAAGUUUGUCUGAACCUAUUCGAUCUCACAAGGAUCUAGAUAAAGAUUCUGCUCCUUUCUAUCAUAAAGCAGUGAAGUUAUAUGAAGGACUCUCAAAGCAACUCGUGCAUCAAGGUCAUGUACUUGAUGUCUUUGCUUGUGCUCUUGAUCAGGUUGGGGUAGCUGAGCUUAAAAUUGCAGUUGAAAGAACUGGAGGACUUGUUGUGUUAGCAGAAAGCUUUGGGCAUUCGGUUUUUAAAGAUUCUUUAGUUCGUGUUUUUCAGUCUACAGAUAACGAUCUUGGUCUAUCCUCCAAUGGUAUGUUUGAGAUAACUUGCUCAAAGGAUGUAAAAAUUCAGGGUGUUCUUGGUCCAUGCGCAUCACUUGAAAAGAAAGGACCUUUAUGUGCUGAUACCACAGUAGGUCAAGGGGGUACUACUGCUUGGAAGAUGUGUGGACUUGAUAAAUCGACUUCUUUAUGUUUAAUAUUUGAUAUUACAAAGAAGGAGAUCCCAGAUGUUGCUGGUCAAGCAGUCAACAAUCAAUUUUAUUUCCAAUUUUUGACAUAUUAUCAAAAUAGCAAUGGACAAAUGAGGCUUAGAGCUACAACCCUAUCUAGAAGAUGGGUCACUGGGCAAGGAAGCAUACAGGAUUUGACUGCGGGAUUUGACCAAGAAGCAGCUGUGGUAGUAAUGGCGCGCCAAGUUUCUUUCAAGAUGGAAACCGAGGCAGAAUUUGAUCCUAUAAGGUGGCUUGAUAAAUCACUGAUACAUCUCUGUUCUCACUUUGGAGACUAUCAAAAAGACAACCCGUCUUCAUUCGUUUUAUCCCCACGCUUAUCGAUAAUUCCUCAGUUUAUUUUCAAUUUGCGACGCUCUCAAUUUGUACAGGUCUUCAACAACAGCCCAGAUGAGACCGCGUACUUUAGGAUGGUUAUGAAUCGAGAAGAUGUUGCGAAUUCAGUUGUGAUGAUUCAACCUUCGUUAAUCACUUACGCUUUCAAUUGCGGAGCAGAACCAGCUCUCUUAGACGUAGCAUCCAUCGCUCCUGACAGAAUCCUUCUUUUAGAUUCCUAUUUUACUGUCGUUGUAUUUCAUGGAUCUACGAUUGCUCAAUGGCGCAAAGCUGGGUAUCAGAACGAGCCUGAACACGAGGCAUUUGCCCAGUUGUUAAGAGCUCCUAUUAGUGAUGCUGAGGCUAUUGUAAAUGAAAGAUUUCCAGUACCUCGUUUCGUCAUCUGUGAUCAACAUGGAUCCCAGGCUCGAUUUUUGCUAGCAAAACUAAAUCCUUCAGCUACAUACCAUUCAGAUGCUCCUUUAGUACCUGGUGGGGAUAUUCUUUUCACUGAUGAUAACACCAUACAACUAAAUCUCCAGUUUUGUGAUUUAGUUGCAGCUAUGCAAGGAUUUUGCUCACCAAGUAACAGUAGAUCAGGUGGCAUUCUCAGUUGCCAUUUUAUUCUGUAUAUUAGUUAUAGCACAACAUUCAUGUCUAUUGCCUUCUUAGCCAGAUGA
This is a messenger RNA of Lactuca virosa, 2349 nucleotides long. The record is from the annotation of a GenBank genome assembly. Lineage: Eukaryota; Viridiplantae; Streptophyta; Magnoliopsida; Asterales; Asteraceae.